Molecule: messenger RNA, 3552 nt
Organism: Gallus gallus (chicken)
Lineage: Eukaryota; Metazoa; Chordata; Aves; Galliformes; Phasianidae
Gene: KIRREL3
Product: kin of IRRE like 3 (Drosophila)
Exons: 17
Coding region: 117-2459 (780 amino acids)
Biological process (GO): cell-cell adhesion; synapse assembly
Cellular component (GO): cell-cell junction
Molecular function (GO): cell adhesion molecule binding
Source: RefSeq, a predicted model, not a curated record
GGGGGGGGCGGCGGCGGCGGCGAUGGAGCCGGAGCCGCGUGAGUGGAGCCGGCGGGCGGCGGCCUGAGCCCCCCGGCACGGAGCCCCCCACCCCGGCGCAGAGCCCACCCUGAGGAAUGAGCGCUUUCCAGGCAGACCUCCUCCUCCUCCUGCUCGCCUGCUUCCUGCUCAGCCACGAACUGGGGCUCCCAGGAAGAGGAUGCUGCCUAGUGCUGGGGUUCAUGUACAAGGAGAAGUACCGCAGGAUGACUGAAGGUCAAGCGUCCUCCUUCACGCAGCAGCCCCAGGACCAGGUGGUGAUCGCCGGGCAGCCCGUGACGCUGCUGUGUGCCAUCCCUGAGUACAAUGGCAUUGUGCUGUGGAUCAAGGACGGGCUCGCCCUCGGCGUCGGACGGGAUCUCUCCAGCUACCCCCGCUACCUGGUCAUAGGAGACCAUCUGUCUGGAGAACAUCACUUGAAAAUCCUGAGGGCUGACCUCCAGGAUGAUGCCGUCUAUGAGUGUCAGGCCAUCCAAGCGGCCAUCCGAUCCCGACCGGCCCGGCUGACCGUCCUCGUUCCUCCAGAUGACCCUGUCAUUAUGGGGGGACCCAUCAUCAGCCUGAGAGCAGGGGACCCCCUCAACCUGACCUGCCACGCAGACAACGCCAAGCCAGCAGCCUCCAUCAUCUGGAUGCGGAAAGGAGAAGUCGUCAAUGGGGCCACCUACUCCAAGACCCUUCUCCGUGACGGCAAGAGGGAGAGCAUCAUGAGCACCCUUUUCAUCGCCCCCUCUGACAUUGAGAAUGGGGAGAGCAUCGUCUGCCGUGCCACCAACAAAGCCAUCCCCAGCGGGAAGGAGACCUCGGUCACUAUUGACAUCCAGCACCCCCCCCUGGUGAACCUGUCCGUGGAGCCACAGCCGGUGCUGGAGGACAACACUGUCAAGUUCCACUGCUCUGCCAAGGCCAACCCUGCUGUCACUCAGUACAGGUGGGCAAAGAAAGGCCAGGUGAUAAAGGAAGCAUCCGGUGACUUCUAUGAAACCAUUGUGGACCACACCUUCUUCUUUGAGCCCGUCUCCUGUGAGGUCACCAACGCGCUGGGCAGCACCAACAUCAGCAGGACUGUGGAUGUCUACUUUGGGCCCCGGAUGGCGACAGAACCACAGUCCCUGCUCGUUGACCUGGGCUCUGAUGCUGUCUUCAACUGCGCCUGGACUGGGAACCCCUCCCUCACCAUCGUCUGGAUGAAACGGGGCUCAGGCGUGGUCCUGAGCAAUGAGAACAAGCUGACGCUCAAGUCUGUCCGCCAGGAAGAUGCUGGGAAAUACGUGUGCCGUGCCGUGGUCCCACGGGUGGGCGCAGGGGAGCGCGAGGUGACACUCACUGUCAACGGGCCACCCAUCAUCUCCAGCACGCAGACGCAGCACGCCCUGCAUGGCCAGAAGGGACAGAUCAAGUGCUUCAUCCGCAGCACCCCUCCGCCCGACCGCAUUGCUUGGUCCUGGAAGGAGAACGUCCUGGAGUCCGGGACCUCGGGGCGCUACACGGUGGAGACAGUCAGCACAGACGAGGGGGUCAUCUCCACGCUGACCAUCAGCAAUAUUGUCCGUGCCGAUUUCCAAACCAUUUACAAUUGCACCGCGUGGAACAGCUUUGGCUCUGACACGGAGAUCAUCCGGCUCAAGGAGCAAGGUACGGAAAUGAAAUCAGGAGCUGGUAUGCAAGCAGAGUCGGUGCCGAUGGCGGUGAUCAUCGGGGUGGCCGUGGGGGCCGGCGUGGCAUUCCUGGUGCUGAUGGCCACCAUCGUCGCCUUCUGCUGUGCCCGCUCCCAGCGAAAUCUGAAAGGAGUGGUUUCUGCCAAGAAUGACAUCCGCGUGGAGAUCGUGCACAAGGAGCCAUCCUCGGGCAGGGAGACAGAGGAACACCCCACCAUCAAGCAGCUGAUGAUGGACCGGGGUGAGUUCCAGCAGGACUCGGUGCUGAAGCAGCUCGAGGUGCUCAAAGAGGAGGAGAAGGAGUUCCAAAACCUAAAGGACCCCACCAACGGCUACUACAGCGUCAACACCUUCAAGGAGCACCACUCCACACCCACCAUCUCGCUGUCGGGCUGCCCCGCGGACCUGCGGCCGGCCGGCAAGCAGCGCGUGCCCACGGGCAUGUCCUUCACCAACAUCUACAGCACGCUGAGCGGGCAGAGCCGCCUCUACGACUACAGCCAGCGCUUCGUGCUGGGCAUGGGCAGCAGCUCCAUCGAGCUGUGUGAGCGCGAGUUCCAGCGCGGCUCCAUGAGCGACAGCAGCUCCUUCCUCGACACGCAGUGCGACAGCAGCAUCAGCAGCAGCGGCAAGCAGGACGGCUACGUGCAGUUCGACAAGGCCAGCAAAGCCUCCGCCUCCUCCUCCCACCAUUCCCAGUCUUCGUCCCAAAAUUCGGACCCCAGCCGGCCCCUGCAGAGGCGGAUGCAGACGCACGUUUGAACCGCGGGGGACGAUGCGGUCCCCAUGGGGCUGUGGACCCUCUGCUGGGACAGUGAUGCUGGAAUCAGGACCCAAGAGUGGGGCGAUGGGGCUGAGCACAACCCCGCUGAGGACAUAGGGCCUGGGGACACCGCCGUCCCCGUGCCCACCCCACCGCUCCACUUGCCCCCACCCAGCUCCUUUCCUUCCUUCUUGGUGUUCGGUGUCCAUAAUUAUAGAGUCCGUUUUGGGGGGUCCCAUCGUGGGGGAUUUGGGGUGGGGGGGAACACGCCAGCGGGGACAGGGACCCCCCCGAGCGCCCCGGGAAGGGCCUCACCGCGCUGUAUCGCGGGCAAUACAAGAGGUGUUUCUCGUGGCAAGCCUGGGCUGGUGGCCUUACCGCGAUGAAGACUAGGAUGGCAGCAUCUUUUGGGUCACUUAUCCUUGUGUGACCCCAACGGGAUCUUGGUGGUGGGGCCACGGGGAAGGUGGGCUCAGGGGCUGGCCGAUGGAUGGGGAAACUGAGGCAUGGAGACAGCCACAGCCAGGGCAGUGCCACUGGUGACGCAGGAGCCAGGACAACGUGCUGGGGACACAGCAGGUAAGGACCCAGCAGGUAGGGAGGGGACAUGGGUGCUGGGACACAGGGCACAAGGGGAUAAGUGUACUUAGGGACACACACACAGGGACAUGGAGUCAAGAACAUGGAACAUGAGGACAUGGCAACAUGGCUAUAGGGACAGUGCCUGGAGUCACGAGGUUGGGGCUCAGGGCAGAGGGACACACUUGGGGGGGUCACUAGGCUUGGGGACUUGGAGACACAGCAUACACACAGGGACACAUGGACAUGUGCAUGGGGACAUGAACACAGGGACACUGGGACUGGGCACAGGGACAUGUGAGGACAAGGAGACACAGUCACACAGCAGGGCAAGAGUGGGGUCUCAGUCACUCCCUCACCCCCACUCCAGCCCCAGCAUGGAACACCCAGCCCAGACGCACCAGGACCUUUAUUGGGUGCCAGCAGGAGCCCCCCAACACCCCAAGGUCCAUGGGUCCCAUGGCCCCCCUUCCCCAAAUCCUGGGGGAUGCAGGAUCCCAUGUGAGCAAGGCG